AUGGCGACGGGAUUUAUGCCUUUGUUCUUCCUGACGUUUGCUGUUACCUCCAAUGCCCACAACUUCUUGAACUCCAAUGAAGUGACGGAAAAUGAGGUGCAGCAGAGCUUGAUGGACAACCUGCAGAGCAACGUUGAGCAGGGGCAGAAGUGGGCUGAAAUUCACCAGGCGCUUUUGCCCACGUACAACGCUCUGCCGAAGAAUUCGCAGGGCUUGAUUGACCACCAAGCGGUGCGUUACGUGCUUCACCGCAUGUUCGUUCAGAAGUAUGGUUGGUAUAUCAAAGGAUUGGAGCCCAGCGGAGAUCAUUGGCAUGAAGAGUCUACAGACAAGCCUGAGCUUGCCAAAGUCAAGGAGUGGGUACCCAGCUACUUGCAAGAUUUGCUGGAAAAGCGGCUCCAUCACAAGGGGCUUGACCUCAACAGCCUGGUCCAGCUGGCCCUUGCCCUUGAGGAGCUUGUGAACCACGAGUCAAAGAACCGAUUGACCACAGCCUACGAAAUUCAUGAUUUCCCAACGGAUGGGGGAUUGACCAGAGAUGAAGCAGAUGACCUUGUGCGCACCUGGUACGUGAGCUUCCUGUUGGCCGGGAACUUCUCAGCCAGCUCUCCGGAAGAGGUGCAUGCAAAGAAGGCCGUUUUUGCCAGGAAGUAUUCCGACUGGCAGGAUGCGGAGAACUGGCUGGGAGAGCUGGAAAAGGAGCACUACGAAGGUGAACCUGCACAAACCUUCGACUCCAACUUCCGUCUUGUGCAGAAGAUUGGAGAGAGGUAUUUCCACUUCAAUGAUGGCGAGUGCCGUGCAUUGAAGGCCACCAUGCAAGACAUGGAAGGCAAAAAGGCUGGCCGAGUGCGGCUCUCCACCUUCUAUAAGAAGUCCCUCUACAGCCACUGGCGAUUUACGGAGAAGGCAGACUAUUUGCGGAAGCUGGGCGCUCUUGAUGACUCUGAUCCUCAGCAACCCCAGGUCAUCAUGGCGAACUAUAUGAUGGCUCGACCAAAUUGCUUGGAGGCUUCCGGCUUGUAUGCCAUUUGCUGCCGCAAUGAGUGUGAAGACCUGAUGGGCCAACUUGAAAGUGAGCUGAAGACAUCUAUGGCGGAACCUUCGAGGAUCCUGCAAUUUGUCUCCAACCUUGCUUCGGAUACAGUGGCAGCACCACGUGAGCUGAGCCAAGCUCUUCAAACUCGUUUGAAGGAGGUGGCCAACCUCCAUGGCGGAAAGGUGCCUAUCCACGGCCGGCUUUUUGCACAGUGGAUGCACCAUGCCUUUCCUCGAGAGUGUCCUUAUCCACACGAGUUCGGCACCACAAGCCCUCAGACGCCAGACGAGUGGAUGAAGGAGACCGGGGAAAGCGACUCCUCUGCCACCUUGGAGGAGAUGCAAAAGCAGGUUGCCAGUGAUGUCUGCCAGCUGGACGAGAAUGGCAAUCCAAAGGCUGGUUGCAAUGAGGAUGAAGAUCUGCCGUGGAGCGGUGCCGAGGAGCUUUUGGUCAAGAGCACGCCGAGCGUGUCAAGCACACCAGUCAAGACGGCGAAGCUAGAGACGAAGCUUCCAGACACUCCUACGCCGGUCCCAUCGCCCACAGUCACGCAGAAGGAAGUCGCCCAGGCCAAGCCAGGAGCAAGAGGGGUCAUUUGCGCAGUGCUGCUGUCAAUCACCCUUGCAACAGCUUUGAUCUGGGACUAUAUACGUGCAGCAGCCAACAGCCGACAGAGCAAGGGUGAGGUUCUCUAUAUCAACCAGAUUUCGAGCCGGGACUUGGAAAACAAGCUUGCUGGAUGCAAGAAGGCAAUGGCUGUUUGGGCCCUGGCUUCGGUUGCUUGGAUGAUGGAUCUUUUGGAUACCACAAUCUUCAGCUGCUCGAUGUGCUGUGGCAUUCUGAUUCUGACGGCCCGCAAUCUCCCAUUUGGCUUCGGACCCAAGCGCGGGAUGCACAAAGUAUGA
Messenger RNA from Durusdinium trenchii, 1944 nucleotides. The record is from the annotation of a GenBank genome assembly. NCBI's taxonomy places the organism in Eukaryota, Dinophyceae, Suessiales, Symbiodiniaceae.